AUCCUCAGUCCCAGCUUCCUUCCGACAGAAGGCGAGUUCGUGUGUGGGUCGCAGAACGCUGUUCUUGUCCUGGACGUUGCUCGUGGCGGUGUUCGACAUGCAUUUACAGGUCACAUCCGGUCUGUCAGUACCGUCGCUCACAAUCGAGACGGGACUCGCAUCGUGUCUGGCUCGUGGGAUGGUACCCUCCGACUUUGGGAUGUGGCGAAGCGUAGAGUGGACAUGCCACAAUCCGGAAACACCGACAAGGCACUCGGUUUGCUCGGCGAGGAACCGGUGAGCUACAUUUGUGCCGUCUUCUCCCACGAUGGGAGCCGUGCCCUAUUGGAGCGCAAUGACUCAGAUCAAUCUAUCGAGGUGGUCAAGACCGAUACGUGGGACUUGACGUACAAGAGUCUACCCGCAUCCUUGGGGAUCCUUUACAUGGCCUUUUCACCAGACUGUGUGACAAUCCUCAUGGCGACAGAGGAAGAUCUGGUGCUCUGGGAUGCCGCCGCAGGACACCUACGUACUCGAUUAGAAGGUAAGUUUAGCCAGUCCUCGUCAAUCAUGUUCUCGUUGGACGGCCAAUACCUGCUCACGGGGAACAUCUCUCAAGCCGGAAAUUCUCAAGAGUAUCCCACUUGUCUCUGGGACAUCGCGACGGGCGAACCAAUUCGCGAGUUUUGGGGACACAGUGGCUACAUUCGCUGCAUCGCUUUUUCCCUCAAUGGAAGACGCAUCUCGACAGGCUCCGAUGAUAUGACUGUCAUUGUGUGGGACGUCGCCACUGGAACAUCCCUAGCGACAUUCAAGGAACACAACGCACCCGUUUGGUCAGUCACUUUCUCUCCGAGUGGGGACCACCUCGUGUCAGGAGGGGUUGAUUGUCGUGUUCUAGUGAGGAAUUCGGAGGGAGGAGAACUACUCCAGUUCGAGGGACAUGCAGACACAGUAGGGUUGGUCGCCUUCACCCCUGAUGGAGAAGUCAUAAUUUCCUCAUCAGACGAUACGACCAUGUGA
Phanerochaete carnosa HHB-10118-sp is the source of this 1002-nucleotide messenger RNA. RefSeq lists its product as uncharacterized. The record is from RefSeq and is a predicted model, not a curated record. The transcript has 2 exons. Gene Ontology annotation, biological process: transcription initiation at RNA polymerase II promoter. NCBI's taxonomy places the organism in Eukaryota, Fungi, Basidiomycota, Agaricomycetes, Polyporales, Phanerochaetaceae. Gene Ontology annotation, molecular function: RNA polymerase II general transcription initiation factor activity; protein binding. Gene Ontology annotation, cellular component: transcription factor TFIID complex. The annotation marks the transcript as partial.